AUCCGGCAUCUCUCCUGGUACGGAUGCGCUACACUUCCCAUCGGAAGUCGACAGCUUGUGACGGCUUUCAGGAGUUCCUAGGAAUUAGAGUGUAACCACAGCAGGAAAGCCGCUUGUUGUAAAGACCUGAACUUUGUUCAUAAAUGGAUUCGACUUUGGCUCUAGUAACGUUGCAGAGUCCUGUCUGUGCGACCCCCGUGAGGCGAGGGGGAGGGGAUACUGCAUUGGGAUUUCAUUUUAACUAUGUAUGUGAUGGAAGCUUCAUACGGAACUACACAUCAUUGCGUACAUGUGGCUCUCUGGCUAAUGUUAUCCUGCAGGUGGAUAUGAAUUCUCAACAAUUUCCCCGCCAGGCAGCAUCCAUGCCUUCUCCCCAAAUUUCAAACAGUGGAGCAUCUGUCGGGCAGAAUGUCCAAGGGCAAGGUGAUGAAGUAGCGCGAGACAUGGAUGUCCAAUCCCGUGAUCUACUUGGUGCCGGCACAGUUCUACCAUCGCGCGAUGAUAAGCAGGAACCAGUGGUUGUCAGGCCGUACCCCCAAGUUCAGAUGUUGACUUCACACCACCCACUGCAGCCUGCCCCUUCCCUCACUAUGACUGCGCAACCUGCUCACCUAACCUCAGCUGUUCCACUGUCAUUCUCUGAGAAUAUCCUAAAGAAGUUUACUGUUGAUGUUUUCCCGCAGCAGACUUCAAAGUCCACUAUGCCUAGCCGCCCUAUUGCUCCAGCACCUCCCUCUGCCAUGACUGCUGUACCAAAGGUCUCUGGCCAAGGGACUGUCACCAUGGAGAGUGGCCUUCCACAGACCUCUGCUAUCCCUGUGGCCACAAUAAGUGGCCAGCAGGGACAUCCCAACAGUCUCCACCAUAUCAUGGCUGCCACAAAUGUUCACAUGUCAAUUAUCCGUAGCAGUGCCCCAGGACCUCCAUUGCAUAUUGGAGCAUCUCAUCUUCCUAGAGGUGCUGCUGCAGCAGCUGUCAUGUCAAGCUCUAAAGUGACUACUAUGUUAAGACCAGCUUCAGCCCAGAUACCUAGUGCAGCUGCUGCCCAGUCAGCCACUCAACAUAUUAUCCACCCACCUAUCCAGUCUCGUCCUCCAGUGACAACAACAUCGCUUACUCCUGCUGUGGUAGCCACAGUAUCUGCUACUCGAGCACAGUCACCAGUCAUUACAACUACACCAGCCCAUGCUGCUGAGCCAGUGUUAAGACCAACUCUGUCCAUCCAGCAACACCCACCUCCCUCUGCAAUCAGUAUCCAGAGAUCAGCUCAGGCUCGUGAUGCAGCAACUACGCGCAUUACACUGCCAACACACCCUGCUUUAGGUGUUCAGAAGCCACAGUUACAUGCAAUGACGCAGAAGACUCUGUUUGGUACUGGUAAUCCAGUGGCAGCAGCAACAGUGGCUCCAAUUCUAGCAACAAACACUCUUCCUUCAGUAACAACUUCAGGUUCUGCACCCCACACACAAGUUCCUACUAGCACCAUUGUUAGUAUGACCAUGCCUACUCACUCAUCACAUGCUACAGCAGUAACUGCCUCCAACAUUCCUGUGGCCAAAGUAGUUCCACAGCAGAUCACUCACACCUCACCCCGGAUCCAGUCAGAUUAUGGAACAGAGAGAGGAAACUUGAUACCUAUUCCUGGUCACAGAGCUUCACCGAAUCCUAUGACAAUGGAGGCUAGGAGUGAAAACAGACAGCCUGUUCCAGUGCAGUUACAGUACUUCCUACCAACCUAUCCUCCAUCUGCAUAUCCCUUGACAGCACACACUUAUACCCCUAUUACUAGCUCUGUGUCCACCAUUCGACAAUACCCAGUUUCUGCUCAAGCUCCAAACUCUGCCAUCACAGCCCAAUCAGUGGCUUCCACUGUCCAUUUGAACCAAAUGCAGCUGAUAAACAUGGACACAUCACAUGCACGCCACAUUCAGGGUAUCCAGCCAGCUCCAGUUAGUGCACAGGGGAUACAACAAUCUCCUUUUAGUGCACAAGGCAUUCAGGCAACCCCUAUAAGUACCCAGGGAAUCCAGCCAACUCAAAUGAACACCCAGGCAAUCCACCCUGCAACUUCAAUAACGAACCAGGGAGUUCAAACAUCUUCAGUCAGCUCACAGCAAGCUUCAAGUGAACCAAAGGCUUCAGUUGUACUUGCAGAGGGUGCAACAAUAGUUGCAAAUCCUAUAAACGGUGCUUUCAAUGCCACACCUGGUGGCACUACAGUUAUGCAGAGCCACAGUCAGAGCCCCGGAAUUGGCAGUUCCCCUGCACAGGGGUCCUCUCCUCGGCCCAGCAUCCUACGAAAGAAACCUGCAACUGAUGGGUUAUCUGUUAGAAAAAGCCUCAUUCCCCCUCACCCAGGAGAUGCUGUAAGCCCACGCCACGACAGCGCCUUACGGAGCACAUCUGCUUCUCCACGGCCUGCUGGCACCAAACCCAAAGCAGAUCUUCAUGCGGCUGUAGCACCAGGAGUGACUGGGGAUCCAGGAAUAGCUGAUCAGCCAAGUGCAGCUGCUUCCCUACCAUCUUCUCAUCACCCUGCAGCAGCUGUGCCAAGCCCUCCCUCUCAACCUGCAUCUGGAUCCAUGCCUAGCAGCAUCCAUAUUACUCCUGCCACAAUUCCUGCAUUAUCUGCACCACCACCUCUUCUAAGUAAUGCACCAUCUGGAGCUGUUAUGCCUGAGGCCAAGGUUAAAGAGGAGGCAGAGCCAAUGGACAUUUCAAGACCUGUUUCAGCAGUGCCACUACUACCCCCAAAUUCAAUAUCUUCCCCACUAACUGUGCUUGCCAAUAACAUCUCUAUUCCUGUUGGGGAACUACUUCCAGGGGCCUCACCUCGCAAGAAACCACGUAAACAGCAGCAUGUUAUAUCCACAGAAGAGGGAGAUAUGAUGGAGACUAACAGCACAGAUGAAGAGCGAUGCCAUGCUGUAAAACCUUUAACAUCUCGGCCUGAGAAGAGAAAAUCUCCUCCCAAAGAGUAUAUAGAUGAGGAAGGUGUGCGGUAUGUGCCAGUAAGGCCAAGGCCUCCUAUUACGCUUCUGCGCCAUUAUCGCAACCCAUGGAAAGCUGCAUACCAUCAUUUUCAGCGAUACAGUGAUGUGCGGGUAAAAGAAGAAAAAAAACUGACAUUGCAGGAAGUAGCUAACCAAAAAGGCAUCACCUGCAGAGUUCAAGGUUGGAAAACCCAUCUGUGUGCAGCUCAGCUUCUCCAGCUGAUUAAAUUGGAGCAAGAUGUGUUUGAAAGAUUAACAGUGCUGCAGGAGGGUCUCGUUCCCAAGAAGAAGACUGCCACUGAUGAUGACUUGCACAGAAUCAAUGAACUGAUUCAGGGUAAUAUGCAGCGGUGCAAGCUGGUCAUGGACCAAAUAACAGAGUCUCGGGACUGCAUGCUUAAAGUACUGGACCACAAGGAUCGUGUGCUAAAAUUGCUCAAUAAGAGUGGGGCGUCUCGUAGGCUCUCAAAAGUGAAACAGAAGGACAAAAUGUGAAUCCAAAACCAGCACUACUCCCUUCUAUUGUGUAUAUUAAAGUUUAUUCCUGCACCAGCAGAGGGCAAGUUUUCUGUGGAUGCUGCGUUUGUAUCGUUUGUUUCUUUUUUCACUUGGUCACUUACUACAAGCUCCAGCUUUAUCAGAGAUUUCUUGUGGUCAGCUAAUAAUGCUUGGAUGGACCUUAAAAUGCUUGCUUUUCUUCAAGGAGAGUUCAACACCGCUUGAUUGAAUUGCUGGUGCUACACAAAAGCACUGGUCUGUGUAUGCCACACAAAUGUUUGUAUAUAGUUGUAUUCAUCUUUUCACUGUUACUGACAAACCUGCCUUGUAUUUACACACGUUUUAUUAUUAUUUUUAGUCAUGUGUUUUCAGGUAUUGGUUAUUUAGACAAAUGUCUUAUGUCUUCAAUGUUUUAACUUGUCCAUGGCUGCGUGAGGUAAUCUGUUUUGGCUCCUCUGUCUUUAGUAAUCUGAGACUCUGAACAGUAAUUCGGAGAUGGAAAUAGUGUUACCAACAAGCGAUUUUAAUAAGAACACUUUUAGAAAAUUCUGCGUGGCUGCUUUGAAACCUAUGUAACUCUCUGUUGGAUAUUUUAUACAUGUCCCUGGUUAAAAGGGUUGUUGAAUGAAUGAAUGAAUGAAUGAAAGAAUAGGUGAAAAGCCUAUACAAAUGGCCCAAAAAAGUUGUAUUUUUAUGAGUUAAGGACUAAAUCUUCCACCACAUACACCCAUCUCCUCCCAUGUCUUAUUUCAUACCUAAAAGUCAUGUUCUAUUAAAAGAAGUGUUCAGCUGUGGGUUUAAAUAAGAAGAUCAUGAAAAAUAGAAUGUAUCAUGGGGUACAAGUUUUUGUUUGUGCCUUUUAAAUUGUGGAGUAUAGAGUAAAGUUAUGUAGUGUUGUACAAGUGUCUUUUUUUUAUUUUAUUUUAUGCAUUGUUUUUUAGUGACUGAGAAAUAUGUUAUUUUUCCCCAAAUGAUCUCAAUCGACAGAAUCUUUAAGUAAAGCAUUCUUACAUUAGAUUGAAGAAUUCUUAUGUUUACAGCAGCAAAGUCAAAUAAUGGAUAAUGAACAGUGGGAAAGAUCCAAUUUCUAAACUCAGGCUAAUCAAGAAAAACUGUAAUUGCUGUACGUGUUAAACUGCAUAGCACUGUGUAAGUACGCAGGUUAUUAGGAUUAAAGGAAAUGCAAUCAUG
Molecule: messenger RNA, 4682 nt
Organism: Xenopus laevis (African clawed frog)
Lineage: Eukaryota; Metazoa; Chordata; Amphibia; Anura; Pipidae
Gene: sap130.S
Product: Sin3A associated protein 130kDa S homeolog
Exons: 21
Coding region: 144-3488 (1114 amino acids)
Biological process (GO): regulation of DNA-templated transcription; negative regulation of transcription by RNA polymerase II
Cellular component (GO): nucleus; Sin3-type complex
Source: RefSeq, a predicted model, not a curated record